UUCAAAACGUGUUGCACACCUUGUGUUGGAAGGACAAUUGGGAAGGACAAUUUUUCAACCACUGGGAACGUUUAUUUGAGCUGCUGCUUUUGGCGUUUGCGCCUUGUCUCUGAAAUUAUGAAUUCUGCACGGGCUCUGGUGAAAACAAGCAAGCAUGUGAGCCAGCAUGCCAGGACUUUCACGUCUCUGGAAAGGAUAAAGGAACUACAGCGACUGUUUUCCAAAGACGAUGGUGUUCCUGUCCACCUGAAGAGGGGUGUAUCUGAUCGUGUGUUAUUCCAGGGCACUAUGGGCUUGUGCGUCAUCUCUUUAGGUUUCUGUUUCAACAGCCUCUUCCAUUUCAUGUUCCCCAAGAAAAAGGCCAAUUAGAGUAGCCUUUCAAGAAUGGUAGUGUGUACCAUAGAAGAAUAAAGUCUAUCUGAAUACCGCCCUA
This is a messenger RNA of Ornithodoros turicata, 433 nucleotides long. RefSeq names its product cytochrome c oxidase subunit 7A-related protein, mitochondrial-like. Gene Ontology annotation, biological process: mitochondrial respirasome assembly; regulation of oxidative phosphorylation; mitochondrial electron transport, cytochrome c to oxygen. The coding region runs from base 118 to 369 and encodes 83 amino acids. NCBI's taxonomy places the organism in Eukaryota, Metazoa, Arthropoda, Arachnida, Ixodida, Argasidae. The transcript has 3 exons. The record is from RefSeq and is a predicted model, not a curated record.